UUAAGGAUAAGAGUGAAGAAGUGCUGGUGUGCGUUUUCCUGUGUUUCCAACAGCACAGUCAAUUCCUUCUUCUUGGUCUCCUUCAGAGGGCUGGGCAGUUAGAUAUCAAUCCCAGGGGAACCCUGUACUGUCCUGAACAUGAUCUUGUCGGAUUUUCUCCAACCUCCCAGGGUAUAGCAGCUGUAUGGACUACAAGUGAAGGAGAGACGAUAGUGAGAAGAAGUACAGUUGGAGUAUCUUCAGGCUGGGAGAACGUGGUUCUAGCUGAAUCUGAACCUGGAGUAGAGGAACUAGAACUAGAGAACGAAGAUGAGGAUCCUAGACAGCUCUACCUUGGUGCUCUCUUCUCUCCAGGAGUAUUCAGGGCUGCAACUUUGGCCCGAACUGUUGGUAUAUUCCGGAGGAACCUAGAGAACUCAAAUAUUGACGAAGGAACUACUUGGGAACAGUUAAAACAGGAGGUUGUAUCGGCUGUAGAAGCUGAUAUACAGAACUCUCUAACAGACUAUGAGGUUUCAGACGAGGAUUAUCUGUCAGUAUCUCGUAGUAGCUGGAGCAGGUUCUACUCAAGUGCAGCACAAUAUAGAGCUGUAGGAAACCAACCUAUGGGUUUAGUAACAUCACCUGGAGAAUCCACGAUACUAAUUGUUAGAAAGGAUAUUGUAUCCUGGUGCAGACCGGUAGAAGCAUUAGAACAGGUUGUGGUGUCCGGUGGAGCAGGGGUUAGUAUUGAAAUAUUCUCAGAGAUCCCUCCUCUAUCUGAUGAACCUGGGCUAGCUGGAGAUGUACUCAACCUUCUUAUAGCUGCUGGUAUGGUUUGUCGUCUUCUUCCUGCUUCAGCUUUUAAAGGAUUUAAAACUGCUGUGUAUCAUCAGCAGUCUCCUGAUCUAGUCAGUAGAUCCCUAGCUGCAGAUCUUCUUGCUGAUCAGGAACAGCCAUAUGCUCUAGAGAAGAUGCUCUCUAGGGUUCAGCAGGUUCAGGAUAUAUCCAGAGCUAUGGAAGUUAUCCUGUACUGCCUUGAGCUUGACUCUGGUAGUGUAAGCAGGGGUGAGCUGGAUCUAUCCAGGAUAGAGACAGAUGAACCAUCUCCUAAACUAUUCUCAAGUGAGCUUGGAACCUCUCUAGUCGCAGAAUCUCUCCGUCAGCAGGCUGAGUCAAGGUUGGGUUUAGCUCAGCAGCUCCUGGUUCUUCAGCAUAUACUCCUGGAUUGUAGUGCUACUGCCCGAGUACCGCCUGGAGUACUAGAUUCUAUACUCUCAACCUUCCUUCCAAGAACUACAGUCAUGGUUCACUGUUACAAUGUUCUAUCUUGGCUUUGUCAGGUACCUGCCUGUACACCUCCUAGUUCUAUCCAAGAGCUUGGACUACGCCAGCUUGCUGUUCUUAGACUAUCUGAUAAAUCUACCCAUAUCACAUAUACAAACAGAAAGGACAAGAACACUAGCCUACUAGAACUGUUCUUAAACGGACCCGGUCGUCUUGUGCGCGGCGUGGUGGGAGAAUGCCGCGGUGAGGAUUGUUGGGCACUGGCGCUCUCCCCCAUGAUUAACAUGACCGCACAGCUGUUAUGGCCACGCUGCGCUACUCCAACGUUUCUUAACUUCCUUCUUCGAUCCUCACAGCACGCUAUCGUUCAAAACUACUGCAGGAUGUUAUCGACCUGGUGUGAAUGGCACCCGUAUGCCCGGAAGUUCCUGCUGGGAGUGGCUCACCUCAAUAUGGGAGAGGAGGAGAAGGCUUUGGAUCUGUUCAUCUCCGGUGCUGGAGGUAUUCCACAGGAUCAGUUCCUUACUCAGGAUCUUCUUGAACUUCAGGGGUCUACUCCAGCUGAUCUUACUGUUGAAUACUUUCUCAAGGUUGUAUCCCUGUUAGAACAGUUUCCUUGUCCUGAUCUAGUGAUAUCUCUGACAGAAACCGCUAGAGCUGUAACACCACAGGAUCACAAGGAGCGAGCUACCCUCGCCUACAUAUUGUUCUCCUAUCAUCUAAAACUCGGGCAUAAUGAAGAUGCUUACGCCGCCAUGAUGUCAAAUCCAGAUCUAAGUCGACGAAAAGAUUCUCUGCGACAGUUCCUUGUCACCUUGUUUGACCGAGGAGAGUUGUCGCAGCUGGCGUCCUACCCCUACACCGACAUGAUCGACGAUGUCGAGUCGAUCAUUGAGAGUCGAGCUCGGUCUGCUGAUCUAUCUGUUAAUAACUACUACGACUUCCUGUACAGUUUUCACGUGUCCAAGGAAAACUUCCGGAAGGCUGCUCAGGUCAUGUACGAGUGUGGGACGAGGCUAGGGGUCGAGCUAUGUAACUUCGAUGGGUUGAAGAAACAGGUUCAUGCCUAUCUGUCCUGUAUAAACUGUUUGUACCUGGUGAAUAAGAAAUAUCAAUGGUUGAUAAAACCCUGCUCCACCCCCUCCUCAAGCCCCAAGAGGUUCUUGGGCGGGGAGGAGAAGAUGGAGGAGGUGGAGAACCUAGGGAUGGAGGUGGUGGAGUUGGAGAGCAUAAAGAGAGAACUAGUUCUGAGUCAGGCUCGGCUUAAGCUGACCGUCAUAGCAGGAACAACUCAGGGUAACCUCCCUGCUAGUCCUGGUUUGACCCCAGCUGAGACAGUUGGUUUCCUGACCACCUCCAAUCUCUACAUCUCCGCUAUCCAGAUCUGCGAGGAGUUCUCCCUUCCUCUCACAGGGGUUAUAGAGGCCCUCGCCAGCCGAGCAGUCCGAAUAGCUAACGCAAGACCUCAGGAGAAAUCUGCUGCAUGGUCCUGGCUUGCUGAAAAUAGACCAGGUGGUGUAGAUAUACAGGGAGAUUGUGCUGUAACAGCAACCUGGAACCUUCUAGAGCACCUGGUAACAAGUAAAGAGAAGGCUACGCAGACGGUGCUUCACCGUGUAACCGUAGAACGUCUCUUCUCCCUUGGCUGUGCUCUUCCUCCCUGGUUAGUGUUUGGGUACAAGAAAAGGGACUGCGCCGAGCUCAUCAGGUUGUACCAUGGGCAGGGGAACCUCGAGCCUGCUACCGACCUCGCCUUGGAGUACCUGGAGGCCGUCCUCGGACAGGGUGGGGAGUACUUCGGUCUCGAGCAUAGUUUACAAGCUAAUAAGAGACCUGCGUGGGUUCCCUGGACUGUACUGGAUCGUCUUCUCAUAGAGUUAUCUGAAAAUUCAAAUAUUCCCGCCUUUGCUAAAUGUUUAAAAAGAUUGGAUGCUGGAGUGGAAAAGUAUCUGAGUGUUGUUGAUAGAGUAUCCAGAGAUAUGUUGGUCUGCUCAGGAUAGAUCAUUUCGAGGAUCAUCAACCUCAUCAAUACAUUUAAUCAUCAACCAGAUCAACUCUAGUAUCAUCAACCUCAUCAAUACAUUUAAUCAUCAACCAGAUCAAUUCUAGUAUUAUCUAUAUUAGAAACUAUAUUUCUGUAUAAUUUAAUCAUAUGCUGUUAAAAUCCAUGGAGUUAGUACACAGCACAUGAUAAAUAAUAAGAUAUGGAGAGAGAGAUAGGAGGCAUAUUUUUUUAAUUAAGCUUUCUCUGUCUUCUGUCACUUAACCAAGAUUCAAUCCAGUUCAGAAGAUUUCCAUCAAUACUAUGAGCUCUGAAUUUUGUUACAAGGCGUUUUUAUGGGCUUUUGCAAAAUCUAGGUACACAAUGUCUACAAUUUGACCUGUACUGUCAAAAGUACUAUAAAAAAGUACUACAAAACAUAGAAAGUACUACAUUAGUACAUAAGAAUAGAAUAGAGCACUGUAAUGAAAUUCAGGAUACAAGAUUGCAGACUUCUUACUUUUAAUAUUUCUGACUACCAACCUCGUAUCUAAUAAACCCUCCUGGACCAACACUUCCUUCAAAAGCCACAAGGAUACACUUCUCCAACCUGAUCAUUCCACGUGGAUUCCUAUUCCAACCAUGGUCCGGUAAGUCCAUUUCUUUAAUGAAGGCUCCUGACGGACGAAAGAGCAUGAGUUUUCCAAGGGUAGAAUCAGAUACCAGAAGGAACCCCAUAUUAUCUACCAGAAUUCCUGUAGGUGAUGUUAACCUCCCCACUCCUUCACCAUAGUAUCCAGGAUUGCUGUUUCGUUUUAUCUUGAAGAUCUAUUGAAUAUAUCCUGGCUGCUAUAGAGUCCACCACAAAGAAUGUCUGAUCAAAGUAAACCAGUUCCUCGGGACUGAAUCCUGUUCCUCUCUUGUUUUCAAGCACUUGUAUCUCAAUAGAACCAACAUAAAUGAACAUAGAAUCCGCCAGAUCUUUCCUGUAUCUCCUGAUAGUUUGUUCACCCUGAUCCUUUCCACUUUUAACGGAAGCUAACUCAUGUGUCGCCUCAACCCAGCACAAUCCACUGAAACAUCCUGGAAUGAAUUGAAAGGAAACAGCUCGCAAAUAUGGAUUCUCAUCGAUCAGGAAUAUAUUGAUGCCGUUACUUUGUAGAAUCGCCAAGUAGUUCCCUGUAACAACUAUAUUUCUAGGAUUCCAUAGCGUGUAGUCAGGACAGGAUAACCAGGAUCAAAGAUACCAAUCCUAUUCCUUUUAGGUUCGGAGAUAAAAAGUAAGGAUCUCGUGGAAUCAAAGACAAAGAAGGCAGGAUGUUCCAAGCAGCAGAUUUUCCUAACAGGAUAACAUUCAAUCUCCUUCAGGUUACCAGAUCCAAAUCUAAAUUUGGAGGGGUCUUCUGGUUCAAAUUCCCAUAAUGAAUCCUCAGCUUCAUUUUCCUGGGGAUCAAGACAAAGUACAAGACGGUUCUUCCCUCGAAAACAUUUUCCACUGGUUCACACAGACUUCAUCUUUUUUGCCUUCUUCAAUUCAUCUUUGACUAGCUCCAGAGUUUCAUCACUUUCAUCUUUAGAAGAUGUGUCUUAAAACAGCUCAUGAACUAGUUUUAUUGGCAAACAAUAAUAAUAAUUGUAGCAGUUGAAAGAAGAAAAACAAAUCCAUCUCCUCCGUUUCUAGUACUCCUUGAUAAUAACAAUGUGAUAAUAUUAAAAAUGUGUUAAAGGGACUGUAAGCGUUAUUUCAAUUGGCCCUCCGUGCAAUGAUGAUAAUUUCCGAUUUACAACGGUACCUUUGAAAGCUUUUCCUAAUUAAGUAUGAAUUAAAUAUUAAUGUUAUUGUUUCUUUAAAUUGUUUAUUUGCAGUUUCUCUACAAAAGUGACUUGCGCAUUUCUUGUUUAUAAGAAACAACAGAGAAACUCGCAGAAAUCGAGUUAUAAUAAGGUUUGAUCAGAAUGAGGUUUCAAGGUUACCGUGGUGAAUUGGGCAUUGCCAUCUUUGCAUGGAGUGUCACUUGAAACUACACUUACAGUCCCUUUAGGUAUCUAUCCGUCUCAACCCGCCUGACAAGAUUAUAAUCUGAUCUCAGUUUUUCUUCAG
Messenger RNA from Eurytemora carolleeae, 5348 nucleotides. Its product is annotated as nuclear pore complex protein Nup160. Gene Ontology annotation, cellular component: nuclear pore. The record is from RefSeq and is a predicted model, not a curated record. The coding region runs from base 606 to 3266 and encodes 886 amino acids. Gene Ontology annotation, molecular function: structural constituent of nuclear pore. The transcript is spliced from 21 exons. Lineage: Eukaryota; Metazoa; Arthropoda; Copepoda; Calanoida; Temoridae.